GGUCCUAUCAUUGUUAGUGUCUUAAACAAAUCUUGGCUUUAUUUAUUUGUUUAUUUAUUGAUUGUUUUUUUUUUUUUUUUUUGUUGAGCAUAUAGUGUGGGUGGUGAAAAAGGAGAGAGUGUGUAUAUAAGUAAAGAAAGAAACCAAGAAAAGGGCACAAAGCCAAGAGAGAGGCUUUAUAGUUUUUUGGAUCAAGAAUUUGCUUGGGGAGCAAAGAAUUUGACUUUGUUUUAAGGAAAAUAAAGGAAAGAAAUGGGGAGAGGUAGGGUUGAGUUGAAGAGAAUAGAGAACAAGAUCAACAGGCAAGUGACCUUUGCAAAGAGAAGAAAUGGACUAUUGAAGAAAGCAUAUGAGCUUUCUGUUCUUUGUGAUGCUGAGGUUGCUCUCAUCAUCUUCUCUAAUAGAGGAAAGCUGUACGAGUUUUGCAGUAGUUCAAGCAUGCUCAAAACUCUUGAGAGGUACCAGAAAUGCAACUAUGGAGCACCAGAGCCAAAUGUGUCUGCAAGGGAGGCUUUGGAGCUAAGUAGUCAGCAGGAGUAUUUGAAGCUUAAAGCUCGCUAUGAAGCCCUGCAACGAUCUCAAAGGAAUCUUCUUGGAGAAGAUCUUGGCCCUCUCAGCAGCAAGGACCUUGAGUCACUUGAAAGGCAGCUUGAUAUGUCAUUGAAGCAGAUCAGGUCAACACGGACUCAGUAUAUGCUAGAUCAGCUCACUGAUCUACAACGCAAGGAACACAUGCUGAACGAAGCAAAUAAGACCCUGAAACAAAGGGUAGGUUACUCCCCAAAUUAUUUGGUGGAAGGAUACCAAGUAAAUGCAAUGCAGCUGAAUCCAAGUGCAGAAGAUGUAGGGUUUGGCCGCCAAGCAGCUCAGCCUCAGGGUGAUGGCUUCUUUCAUCCCUUAGAUUGUGAACCCACUUUACAAAUUGGAUACCACCCUGAUCAAAUAGUAGUCACUGCUGGCCCAAGUGUGAAUAAUUAUAUGUCAGGAUGGUUACCUUGAUAAAGAAGAGUCAUUCUAUCAGGCCAUUGGAAUGCGUUCCUUCCAUAAGAAUGAGGAAAUUUAUCUUUUGUAUGGUAUUUGAUGGAACAAUCAGUUGUAAUUUGGAUCUAUAUAUUGUAAUUUCUGUACCUUAGGAACAGUACAAGUAAUGUUGUGUGUAUGUGUCCAAGAACUGCACUACUUCCUUUAGCAGUUGCAGGCUUUGGUUUGAAAAUAAUUGUCAUCAAUUUGCUUGCAAAUCAGACCAUUUAACGAGUUUCUAUGUACUUUGCACUUCCUUUUA
Molecule: messenger RNA, 1282 nt
Organism: Ricinus communis (castor bean)
Lineage: Eukaryota; Viridiplantae; Streptophyta; Magnoliopsida; Malpighiales; Euphorbiaceae
Product: agamous-like MADS-box protein MADS4
Exons: 8
Coding region: 253-999 (248 amino acids)
Biological process (GO): positive regulation of transcription by RNA polymerase II
Cellular component (GO): nucleus
Molecular function (GO): DNA-binding transcription factor activity, RNA polymerase II-specific; RNA polymerase II cis-regulatory region sequence-specific DNA binding; protein dimerization activity
Source: RefSeq, a predicted model, not a curated record